Molecule: messenger RNA, 516 nt
Organism: Apus apus (common swift)
Lineage: Eukaryota; Metazoa; Chordata; Aves; Apodiformes; Apodidae
Gene: EXOC1L
Product: exocyst complex component 1 like
Exons: 3
Coding region: 1-516 (171 amino acids)
Source: RefSeq, a predicted model, not a curated record
AUGUCCUCGCUGGUGAAGGAGGACCUGGCGAAGAGGCUGUUCGGCCCCCGGCGGCAGCGGCUGCACGAGUUCAUCGAGGUGGAGGGCUCGGGCGCCCAGCGCUGCUACCUGUGCGCCGCAGUGACUAAAAGUAAAGAAGUAGAAAUAUAUAUGGUUAAACACUGGCGAGUGGAUCUAGAGGAGAAAUAUGAAAUAGUUGAAAAGUGGUUUUUGAAAGAUCUGAAGAUGAUUGAUGGAAAAGAAGCAGACACUGACAAUCCAUAUUUUGAUAUGCACUUCCACAAAGUCUACAAUCUGGAAGCAUACAGUUGUGCAUCUAAAUAUACCUUUGCUCGAACACUAAACAAACUGAAUGACAUGUACCUAAAGAAGGACCUGAAAAUUGUGAACUUUGAUGACACCUACCUAAAUGAUGAUUCAAUCUGGUCAUCCAACAAUAGGGAUUGCUUAGUACUCAUGAGGAUAUGCUUCUAUGCUUCCAACCUUUUAUGUCUCUCCCUGUGUCCUUUGUCCUAA